CAUUUAGCUAUGUUACCGUCACCUCUAACACGUCUUUCAAGUUAUCAUUUCUUCUUUUUUGUUAUCUACUUAUACUUAGAAACAUCAAAAGGAGUUUCUUUGGACGAUACCAGUUGUCCUGUUGUUAAGUCAAAAGUUGCCGUUAUUACGGGAAUAAGUGGACAAGAUGGCUCUUAUUUAGCCGAAUUCCUGCUCGAUAAGGGCUACGAGAUCCAUGGCAUCAUACGACGUUCUAGUUCAUUUAAUACAGGGAGAAUAACUCAUUUGUACGAUGAUCCUAAAAUCCACCAGGAAGGAAGAAUGAAGUUACAUUAUGGUGACUUAACUGAUACUUCCUGUUUGAUGAGGCUAAUUAAUGAAAUUCAGCCAGACGAAAUCUACAAUCUUGGCGCUCAAAGUCAUGUUAAAGUAUCUUUUGAAAUCGCCGAAUACACAGCCGACGUGGACGGUAUGGGUGUACUACGUGUUUUUGAGGCGAUUAGAGCCUGUAAAUUGACUCAAAAGGUUAGAUUCUAUCAGGCUUCUUCCAGUGAGUUAUAUGGAAAAGUGAGAGAAAUACCGCAAAAUGAAGACACACCAUUCUAUCCAAGGUCUCCGUACGGAAUAGCAAAGCAAUUUGCCUUCUGGACUGUGAUCAACAACAGAGAAGCUUAUGGAAUUCACGCUUCGAAUGGUAUCCUAUUCAAUCACGAGUCACCCAGAAGAGGAGAAACGUUCGUUACGAGAAAGAUAACAAGAGCAGUGGCGAAAAUUCAUCUGGGGUUGAUGGAGUCAUUUUCGUUAGGCAAUUUGAACGCAAAGCGCGAUUGGGGACACGCAAAGGAUUAUGUUGAAGCUAUGUGGUUGAUGUUACAGAAAGAUAAUAGUGACGAUUAUGUUAUUGCGACGGGAGAAGUUCACAGUGUUAGAGAAUUUGUUGAGGCAGCUUUCAAAUUUGUUGGUAAAUCUAUUGAGUGGUCAGGUGAGGGCGCUGAUGAGGUUGGAAAAGAAAAGGGAACUGGCAUAAUAAGAGUUAACGUAAACCCGAAGUACUAUAGACCAACGGAGGUUGAAUACCUUCAAGGUGAUUCUACAAAAGCUAGGAGAGAAUUGAACUGGAAACCAAAGUUCGAUUUUGAAGGACUAGUCGAAGAUAUGAUGAAAAGUGAUCUGGAACUGAUGAGGACGAAUCCUGCCGCUUAG
Dimorphilus gyrociliatus is the source of this 1182-nucleotide messenger RNA. The record is from the annotation of a GenBank genome assembly. Lineage: Eukaryota; Metazoa; Annelida; Polychaeta; Dinophilidae.